This is a messenger RNA of Lingula anatina, 5685 nucleotides long. Its product is annotated as E3 ubiquitin-protein ligase listerin. Lineage: Eukaryota; Metazoa; Brachiopoda; Lingulata; Lingulida; Lingulidae. Gene Ontology annotation, biological process: ribosome-associated ubiquitin-dependent protein catabolic process; rescue of stalled cytosolic ribosome. Gene Ontology annotation, cellular component: cytosol; RQC complex. Gene Ontology annotation, molecular function: ubiquitin protein ligase activity; ribosomal large subunit binding; zinc ion binding. The record is from RefSeq and is a predicted model, not a curated record.
AAGCAUUGUGGGAAGGAUCUCGGCAGUACACGAUUUCACCACCAUACAGUGUGCUAACCUUACCUAUAAACAUUUGAGUAAAAGAACAAGAACAAGACAAGAUUUCAUCAUAAUGCCAGGAGGCAAGAAACAGCAUGCCCAGCGUACUAAAGGAAACGUCAGGCCCUCUAGUAGUGGACGUGCAGCGGAGCUCUUAGCAGCAAGUAGUGGAGGCAAUGUCCAUGGGUUUGUUGGGUUCCAGACACUGUCUGGGGACUUGGGCUAUGUACCUGCUGCUGGCGCAACUGAUGAGGCAGAUAGCAGUGUGGAUCCAGACUUCAGAAUGGUGCUGAGGAAACUGUCCAAAAGAGAUACAACCACAAAGCUCAAGGCCCUUCAGGAGUUUAGUGUGCUGUGCAAGGAAAAAGAUACAGAAGUUGUGAAAAGUGUACUUCCCUACUGGCCUCGACUAUAUAAUAAAAUUGCACUGGACAAUGAUAGACGAGUACGUGAAGCAGCACAGCAUGCUUUUGAGCAGUUGUUGUUGAAAGUAAAGAAGAGUAUAGCUCCUCACCUCAAGCCUUUAAUGGGUGUGUGGCUAAUCAGUCAGUGUGAUGCCUAUGCCCCAGCAGCAUCGGCUGCCAAAGCUGCUUUUCUAGCUGCCUUUCCAGUUUCAAAACAGUCAGAUGCUGUCGCAUUUUGCAAGGAGGAAGUUAUGAAUUAUCUAAUCGAUAACUUAAUAGACCAGACAGCUAAAACAUUGAGUGACCCAAAGACCACCCCAGAAGAAGAGAUGGAGCAAAAGUACCAGAGAAUGUUGAUGUCCUCUCUCCAUGCAUGGAAGAUGUUGAUCAAUGUGGUGUCAGCCGAGGAACAAGAGAGUUUGCUUGAUAAGUACAAGAAAAUCCUUAAGGAAAAUAAAUUUUGGAAAAACCUAGGAAAACAUCAAAAUGGAAUGAUCCGAGGAGCUUUCUACUCCGUGCUGUCCACAUUAUGUCAGGUCCACCCUGCUGUGGCCAGUGAAUUCAGUGAGAAGAUCUCCCAGUCUGUACUGUACAAUCUAGAUGACAUGGAUCCUGUUGUGUGUGCCCAUCUCUGGGAAACCGCUUUGGUGAUUUUGUCAUCGUUAGAGGACUGUUGGUCUAAUGUAAAUCCCAGAAAGGGUGUUCUUCCAAAGCUUUGGAAGGUGAUGAAACUUGGAGGAAGUGGAUCAGCUGGUGUGAUUUGCCCAAACUGGCUGCCUUUGCUGAGCAAGAUUCCAGAAGAAAUCAUAGGAGAAGGGACAGGAUUCUAUCAAGAAUUUUUUGGCAAUAUUAAAAUAGGCCUAUGUGAAGGAAGGGUACAACAAAGUCCCAGUGAAAUGGCAGCCAUAAUCAAAGCCAUGAUAGAGUGCUUGCGUUAUUGUCUUGUUCAGAAACUUGGCGAUUCAAGCGAACUUCAGAAACACAUCAUUUUAGAUCAGCUUAUACCACUACUAGAAGCCUCAUUUUAUGAAGCGAAAAGUCCUCUGUCCAGCUCCCCCUUGUAUUCCUUGGUAGUGGACCUAACACAGUACAUACACAAACAGAGUCACUGUGCAGAGGAUGAAGAAAAGAGGGCAUUGUGGGCUCAAACAUCAAAUCUUUUUUGGGAUAACUUUAAGUCCCAGUGCAGAAGUUGGUUUGUCAGGUCGCAUGAUUGUAAAACAUUAGGAUUUAUUUUGGACAGAUUUGGAACAUUUUUGGAGUCCUUCAAGAAGUCGCAACCUGGUAGAAUGCAGAAAAAGAAGACUGGUAAAAUUCACUUCAGUGACACAAAUGAGAAAGACUUUGACAUUGAGCUGCCUUAUGUUUCUGCAGAAGAAAAGCAUCUGGUUCCAGAGAAAGAGGGUAUUGUUCAACCAGAUUCUUUGCUCAAUAUAGAAAGUCCACUUAUGCAGAUAGUUUAUGAACUAAGCUGCACCUCAGCAAAGACCUUUUCUGGAGUUUAUUUGACAUUCCUUUCUAGAAUGUGUAUCACAUAUGGAGGGAAGACACUCUUCAUGCAUCUGUGCUCUGAUAGUAUUACAAGACAGCCAGAAACCUCAGAGGUGGAACUAGUGUUCUUCAAAGAGAGACUGCUCUCCAAACUCAAACAUUUGGAAGGAGACUCUGAUAAAUUUGGCCAUGAUUUAAGCAAACUGGUGGACAUUCUGUUGUCAGUGUACAGAUCUGCAGAUGUGGAUACAAGAAAGAACAUUCUCUUGACACUUUGUGAGGAAAUAGACCACCCUGCUGUGUUCCAAAUGUUGGUGGAAAGACUGAGGGGUUUCAAAGAUACCAUAUUCAAACAGUGGAUGAAGAGCAAGGUGUUUGGAGAGAAGAUGGUGCUGUUUGCUGAGGAGUUGUGUCAGGAGUGUCUUGGUAAUGGUGGGGAUGAGAGGAGCCAGAGGGAUGUGGAUGCGUCCUGGUCACUGUUAACCCUGGCACUCACUACUGAUGAUGCACAUGAGACACUGAUUGCUGCUGAGUAUAUUGACAAGAUGCUGAUGAAGAUCCGAGCUGCUUUACCUAGUCCAAACCACAAGUGGCAGUCUAGUCCUGAAGAAUUAAACAGAUGUGUGGCUUUUGUUUGUGAUGUGGCCUUGAACUUCUUCACCAACAUUCAGGAUUGUCUGAUGAUUUCAUCCACAGAGGAACUGCUUCUUUCACUGUUUCAACUGGGUGUCCAGUGGAACCUCAACUUAGCAGCUCAUUUACACGAAAAGAUAAAGAAGACCUGGAAGCAAGGAGUCAAAGCUUUGGUGCUACAACAAGGAGGGCUGCUCAAAGAGGAAGGAUUCUUCUGCAAGGCUGCAGAAUUUAUGAAAAGUUAUGUACGAAAGGAAUGUUAUUCUGUAGAAAGGCUUAAUUCAGUGUGUACUCUGGCUGUAGAAUUGGUGAAUACAAUCUUUGAAAGCAUCCAGGAUGAGGUUGAAGAUGAAGGACUUGUUGCUGUUCCCCUUCAGACGCCCCUGAUCCAGGCUUAUGUGGAGAUGUUAGUUACUGAUGAAGAACUGCAUGUGAAGGAUGGGUGGAAAACCUGGCCCCUGGUUAGUGGACAACUUUUGUUCAGCAGUUUCCCAACAGACACUCCUGUCAAUGAAGAAACCGUGCCACCAUGUCUGCCAUCAGUCUACUUCACAUCUAAGCUGCUUACUGAUGCUGGUGCAUUGGAUGCCCAUGCAGACAGUGCUGUGACAGCCAGACUAAGUGCUGUGACUGAGAAGCUGGCCUAUUGUGUAGCUUACUGCGAGGCAUGCUUGGGAUGUCACAGAGAGGCUCUCUUUCACUCUGAAUUGAACAAGUCCUUGAUAAUUGCUGAUGAAAACUUCAGCUGUAUAUACAAGUCACUGUCACAGCUCACAAAGACCACUAUCAUCAGGGCAAGUUUAGAAAGAUCACUGAACAGUGGAGGGAUGAGUGCCCUGGCCCUUGACGUAUUACUGAGGAAUGAAGAAUUGGCAGAUAUUGAAGUUAUGAGUCUCCUUGGAGGAAUUGACAGAUUUGCAGAUUUGAAUGAAAUAACUGUCCAAACAUUGCUGGUCCUCCUUCCAUAUCUUAAAUCUACAGACAGACUUUCCUUGAUUGAAAUAAUGGCAGCUAGGAUCAUCAGCUGUGAAGCAGAGGAGAUUAUGAACAUAGAUGGUUGUCUGGGCCCACUAGCCAUUGCUAGCAAAGCUUUUAAUUUGGCGUUCAAUGGAACAGAAGACAGACUUGAACUGACUGAAUUAGCCAUUGGAAUUGUCAACUCUGUACUUGAAAUGAGGGAAAAGCAUGAUGACUUAUUUGCAUUCAGCAACAUAAAGACAUUGAGUUGGAACACAGUAAACUUCAAUGUUUGGAUGAUAAGGUUUUUGGAAGUGCUGGUAAACCAUAUACCAACUAAAUUAGAAGAUGGACACUGGGACUUUGUGCAGUGUAGCCUGGCUGCCUGGAUACAGAGCUGUCAGGAAUGUGGCCUGGCCUUGCACACGCAUGCCCCAGUCUUGGUGUUGUUUGCUGACGCGUGCAACCUGCUGGCUGCCGUAGCUACCUGUAUGAAAAACGUGGUUCCCCAGCAGAAAGAUAGCUUUCCUGAUGGUCUGCUCACAGAGUGGACAGAAUUCUUCAGCCAGGGGAAUUAUACCACCUUGUUGCCAAUAUUUGUCAAAUAUUCAGAUAAUCUAAAUGUCUUAAAGCAGCCACUGGCACUGGACUACCAGCUGCGUUGCCUGGGUGCUGCAAUGGCUUUGUGUCCAGUAGAACAUCUCAAGUCUCACCAACUCCCUGCCAAACUGAAAGCAGACGACAACAGUAACCUACCAGAUGAGAUUCAGACAUUGCUGAACCAUCUUUGUCCUCAUCUGCUGUCACAUCACCGAGCCGUGCUACUAACAGUUUAUAAGUUAUUGUUUAGCACUAUGCCAGAGCUUACAUUAUUUAAUGAAGGAAAGAGUACAGAUGAUUCAAAUGAGGAAAAUUCAAGAGCUCCUCCUGAACCUCUCCUCUCAAUCUUGAACACCACCACAAAUGUGAUCGAUCACAUCCUGGGUGACCUCAAGGUUGGAGAACGUAUGCUCAUAGAACCUCACAUAGAGGAAUUCACAGUUGCCAUGGGAUACCUGUUGUCAUGGAAAUUGAUAUUGGAAUUCUUCAAGGGUGCAACAUCUGAGCUUCGAGCAGAGUAUGCUACAUACUUAAAGCAGACCAAUGCAGUACACAAUUUGAUGGUUAACCUCUUCAGACUUAUGCCAGAAAACCCUACAGUUCAAUCUACUGACCUCCAGUUGGCACAAUCCCCAGCAAACAAACUAUCAGGGUCUAUGAAUCUGUUUGCAGAAGAACCAGAUUUGAAUAUCAAAGGAGAUUUCAGCACUGUAGAACUGCAACACUUGGCAUGUUCUGUGUAUUAUGCAGCUCUCCAGGACAUCCCUGCACUGAUUCGGCAGUGGUGGACAGACCAGGAUAAAAGAAUCACCAUGGAAGUUGAGAAGUUUACGUCAAAAUAUGUAAGCCCCCUGUUAUGUGCCCAAGAGAUCAAAGAUGUGCAGGAAAGAAGAGUAGAGUUUGACAACAUGGUGGUAAAAGCAAGGUCAACAACCAGAGAAGUUAUAGCAACUUACACUGUGGAGGACUUUUCAAUGGAACUCAUCAUCCAGCUUCCAGCCAACCACCCCCUUGGGCAGAUCUCAGUAGAAUGGGGGAAGAGAAUAGGGGUGGCUAAUCUACAGUGGAGAAACUGGAUUCUUCAAAUGACAACAUUUUUAUCAUAUCAGAAUGGUUCUAUAAUAGAUGGCUUAUCACUAUGGAAGAGGAAUGUGGACAAGAGGUUUGAAGGAGUAGAAGAGUGUAUGAUUUGUUUCUCAGUCAUCCAUGGUUCAAAUUGUCAGCUGCCAAAGCUGCAGUGUAAAACAUGCAAAAAGAAGUUUCAUAAUGCUUGUCUAUAUAAAUGGUUUAGCACAAGCAACAACUCAACAUGUCCACUUUGCAGAAACCUGUUUUAACACUGAUAAGGCAUUCAAUUAACGACAAAGUUGACACAGAUGAUCAAUAUUUACUGUCCAACGUAUUAAAAGAAUACAUCUGAGGGAUAUAUGAGGAACAUGCAGAAUUGUUUGACCCAGUGAAGCUGUUUGUGAGACCUUUGAGACAAAAAAAUCAUCACUGGGAAUGUGUAAAAUUCCCUUUAGAACUUAAGCAAUAUUUAUGGUUUUCCUGUUAUAAGACU